AAGAGAGAGGUGGGGGCGGAGCUUGUGACUCGAGCGAGGCGUUCGCGGUCCUCUCGCUGAGUCGUCGCCUCUCUCUCGAGCCGUGAGGGGCUCUCUACCUCCUCCUCCUCCUCCUACCUCAACCCUCGUCGCCACCCCCCCCGCGGAAAACCACAACAACAACAACAAGGACUCGCAAAUGGAUAGCGGGACGACGGCACUGUAGAAAGAACCAGCGACCUCCACUCACAAGCCGGGAUGAGCGUCCCGUGGAGCGGCCCCGCGCCCGCCUGCGUGCGCCCGGCCGGGGCGGCGCACAAGCGGCUCGACUCGGACUCGGAGGCGCCGCAGCCUCCUCCGGCCAAGCGCGCCCGGAGGCUGAGCGGCGAGACCGGGGAGGCGCACGGAGGACUCCUCGGGACCGGGGCGACCGCCGCCGCGGCCGACGUCCCCGCCGUCACCCAGCGGGGCCCCUCCAGGAUCGGACCGUUCCUGCUGGUGCCCGCCGCGGCCGAGCGCGACGGCGUGCACUGCCGCGCCGUGCACGUCGACACCGGCGACGAGCUUCUGUGCAAGGUGUUCAGCAUGGCGGACUACCAGCGGAAGAUCCGGGCCUACUGGGCGGCGCCGCCCCACCCGGGCGUGCCGGCGGUGCGGGAGGUGAUCCUGGGCGAGCGCGAGGCCUACGUCUUCCUGGACCGGGACUUCGGCGACAUGCACACGCUGGUGAAGAGCCGGCGGCGGCUGGACGAGGCGCAGGCCCGGCCGCUCUUCCGGCAGAUGGCGCGGGCGGUGGCGCGAUGCCACCGCGCCGGCGUCGUGCUGGGCGACCUCAAGCUGCGCAAGUUCGUCUUCGCCGACGAAAACAGGACCCAAGUGCGUCUGGAGAGCCUGGAGGACUCCCGCGUCCUGGAGGACCCGCGGGACGACGCCAUGUGGGACACCCACGGCUGCCCCGCCUACGUCAGCCCGGAGAUCCUCAGCGGGGCGGCGCCCUACUCGGGCAAGAUGGCGGACAUGUGGAGCCUGGGCGUGGUGCUGUACACCAUGUUGGCGGGCCGCUACCCUUUCCACGACCCCGACCCGGCCGCGCUGUUCUCCAAGAUCCGGCGGGGACACUGUUGCCUACCCGAGGGACUGUCGCCCGGGGCCCGCUGCCUGGUCCAGAGCCUCCUGAGGAAGGAGCCCGGCGAGAGACUCACCGCUUCCGAAUUACUGGCGCACCCGUGGUUCCGGCGCCAGACGCCGGAAUCCAGCCCGGCGGAGCAGACGGUUCCGUCGUUUGACGCCGAGGACGACGACGGUCUGCUCUGCUGACCGAGAACGGACCCGGCUGUGUACAGUGAACCCCCGCUAUCGGUUGGGAAUAAGGAAAACCCGAAAAGUAAUCGACACCCACCCCAAAGGGGUUAGCAAUCGAGUCCGGAUGUAGCAAAGCACUUCAAGACCGAGAGGAUCGUAAACUAUCAACACCGUACUUCGAGCACGUAAACAAUCACCCGACAUCGAUAGCAUUAGCUAGCAUACUAGCCUAAAUACAACGCUGGCGCAAACUGAUCUGAAACGGGCAAACAAACAUUUGCACUAGCACUUUACACAAACGCUAUUAAAGUCAUUCGGCUAACCUUUCGGCAUCGGCACACGAAACGGGAAAAAUUGUAGCGACAAAGGAGACGACCAGGAGAGAAGCGGGAAAAGAAGAAUUAGUUUUGUCUGCGCGAGAGGCGCAUUCAAGGACCAACGACAAACGCAAAUGCGGAAACCUAACGACGAUAUCAAGACCCUGCCAGAUGGCGCCAAAGUCCCACUUUUACCCGCGUCGGCCGACUAGCCGAGACUUCCGCUCGCUAACGGAGGACGAAAAUGAGAAAAGUGCGAACGCCAAACCACGAAUACGACGGGGUCCACUGCGUACUGUACGGGCAUUUGGGUUUUUUUUCUACUGUCGGUGCUAAGGCGGCAAAAGCCAGGACCUCAAGCUACGCUUCGCUCUCGUGACAAGACGCCGUCAGAACCGGUCUCGCGCUCGCCGGCGGCCAAUGGGACGGAGGGAGUCUUUUUUUUUUUUUUUUUAACGAAACGCGACAAAGUGCGUCCCACACCAAAGAACAAAGAAACAGCAAUCUCCACAAGUUUCGUGGCUAGAAAAAAAAUCAAAAUAAAAAGCUAGUGUUUUAUAUGCAAAGUAUAGAACAAAAUAUUUGUUUUGUAUUUUAAAAAAAUGUUUAGUUUUUUUUUUGGAUUAAACAAAUUUAUUGUGGUCGUGAAGCGCUACUAGCCAAGCAGUCGCGCUACGCUCGGCUGGCUCAACAGAUGGCGCCAGUCGCGGAUGAGUCACAUGGCCCAGAGAGUGACUUUCAAAUUCAAUACAAGUUCGCAUUAAAGCCAUCAUAAUUGAUAUCGCCACUGGAAGAGGAAAAGGCAACGAUUAAUAUAUCCGGAACGAAAAUAAUUUUGGGGUUCUUUUGUGUUUUUAUUUUUUGGGGCUGAAGUAAAACAAAACAUUUUUGGGUGUAUUUUGUGUACAGAAACAAAAAAAAUCAAAAGGGCUGUUUUACAGAUAAAGAUUUUUUUUAUAUUUAUACAAAUAUUAAAAAAUAUAUUUUUAAGUUUGGGGUUUUUUUUUUUUUUUUUCCAGAGACAUGACCAAAAAGUUGGUUUUAUUCAAAAUACACACAAAAAAGUGUUUUGAUUCUACUUCGUUUUUUUUUUAUUAUUAUUAUUAUUUCAGACUAUUAAUGUUUCCUGGAUAAGGGGGGGAAAAAAACCCACUUCCGAUCCAAUAACCGACGAGUGUCGCGCGGCGGACGACGGUACGACCAAUCCAGGAUUUUGUCUCCGGUUUACUUGUAAAUUACGUUUUGAAUGUUGAAUGCAAAGAGACUCGAGACAAAUAUGAUUUUUGUCCCCCCCCCCCCCCAUUAAUUUUAGUUGCUUCAGAUGCAGUCGAGCUGACACGAGCGCACCGAUUGGCGCGCUCUCAAUGAAGUGUAUGCAUUCGUGUGCGUGUGACAACGCAGCGGCAAAUAAAUCGCCACUGAAAUAUAUUCAUCCUCUAAGGAGAAACAUGUAAAUAUGUGUAUAUUUGAAAUGAGUGAUAUUGAAGAAUAAAGAUUUUUUUUUUUUCAAAAUGGUUUCUUUAAAUUGCCCCCCCCAUUUAUAUAUGGAUUGAAGGAAAGCACCCAGACCUGAAAGGCUGAUCCUGGAUCCAAAUCCUGCUUUGACUUUGCGAAAUUCAAAAGAAUGCAGAAUAUUGUAUUGCAUGACAUCAUAUUUGUAGGCGGGCGCAUGGACUCAACGAAAUAUUCCAUCCCUGCCGUUCGCUUGGGAGAAGAAGGCAGCGGUCUGCUGCCCCCGUGUGGCCAUUCCAAAUAUUGCCAAGGAGAGGUCGCCCAUCAAAUAUAUAAAAAACAAAUUGUUUUAUUUUUUUUUUGUAACGAAAUGAUUAAAAUAUUGUAUGAGUUACAAUAACAUUAGUAGUCUCGAUCACGUGACGUGAAUUAUUCAAAAUGUGGCAAAAUAAUAA
Syngnathoides biaculeatus (alligator pipefish) is the source of this 3505-nucleotide messenger RNA. RefSeq names its product tribbles pseudokinase 1 (gene trib1). Gene Ontology annotation, molecular function: ATP binding; mitogen-activated protein kinase kinase binding; protein kinase activity. The coding region runs from base 238 to 1296 and encodes 352 amino acids. NCBI's taxonomy places the organism in Eukaryota, Metazoa, Chordata, Actinopteri, Syngnathiformes, Syngnathidae. Gene Ontology annotation, biological process: regulation of MAP kinase activity; protein phosphorylation; positive regulation of proteasomal ubiquitin-dependent protein catabolic process. The transcript has 3 exons. Gene Ontology annotation, cellular component: nucleus. The record is from RefSeq and is a predicted model, not a curated record.